Messenger RNA from Pezoporus occidentalis (night parrot), 4994 nucleotides. RefSeq names its product tumor protein p53 inducible protein 11 (gene TP53I11). Bases 524 to 1093 code for a protein of 189 amino acids. NCBI's taxonomy places the organism in Eukaryota, Metazoa, Chordata, Aves, Psittaciformes, Psittacidae. The transcript has 7 exons. The record is from RefSeq and is a predicted model, not a curated record.
CACCACUAAGCAGUAGCUAUCAGCAUUGAGUGCAGUAUGCUGAACAGCUGAGCAAGGGAAGAGAUCCUGAAAGGAGCCUGCGAUGAGAAGGGAUUUUGGAGGAAGAAAGCACCUCUUUCUACUGCACACAGGCACUGCCCAUCACUGAGAGCUGUGACAGGCAGUGGGAAUUGCCUGUUUAUGGUGAUUGAUCUGCACAGCCCCUGGGAUGCUCAGAAAUAGGAUUAAGGAAGAAAGAAUCUCAGGAGAAAGAGGAGGUGGAGGUUCCCCUUUGGAAACACACAGGCUAAUAGAAAACAUCCUCUAAAUUGUCACUGUAUCAGGAUAAUCAGAUCCUGGUGACAGCAGGAUCACCUUGAGAUGAGCUGCCCCUAGCCGGGGCCAGCCGGCUCCCUGCCCCGGGACGAUGAGGACCCAUCUUCCAGCCUAACAGGAGCAUUCCGUGGCCGUGGCUGGGCUUUUCCUCCUGAUCCUCGUGGAAUUUCAUGUGACUGCUUCCCACCUGGCAGCCGAGGGCCCCACCAUGGCGGCGAAGCAGCCCCCGCCGCUGAUGAAGAAGCACAGCCAGACCGACCUGGUGAGCAGGCUGAAGACACGCAAGAUCCUGGGGGUCGGCGGGGAGGAUGAUGACGGCGAGGUGCAUCGCUCAAAGAUUAGCCAAGUAUUGGGCAAUGAAAUCAAGUUUGCUGUCCGGGAACCACUGGGGCUCAGGGUCUGGCAGCUGGUUUCUGCCGUCAUGUUUUCGGGGGUUGCCAUCAUGGCGCUUGCUUUCCCUGACCAGCUUUACGAUGCCGUCUUCGAGGAGGAACCGGCGAGCAGCAAGAUUCCCAUCCGGCUCUAUGGAGGAGCCCUCCUUAGCAUCUCUCUCAUCAUGUGGAACGCUCUCUACACGGCGGAAAAGGUGAUUAUCCGCUGGACCCUGCUGACCGAGGCCUGCUACUUUGCCGUGCAGUUCCUGGUUACUACCGUCUCCCUGGUUGAGAGUAGCCGGAUAGCCACCGGUGCCAUGCUCCUCCUGGUCAGCAGAGUCCUCUUCAUCCUCAUCAGCAUUUAUUAUUACUACCAAGUUGGACGCCGUCCCAAGAAAGUCUAAAUCCUGGGCUUUUUGUUAUGGGGAGGGGGGGUUUGUGUCGGUAAUUUUGCAUUAUAAUUAUAACUUUCAUUUCUUUUUGGUUUAUUUUGUUAGUCCCUUUUGGUUCUAAAGGGGUUUCCUCCUUUUCCACUUUACCGGCAUGAAUCAGUGUGUAACCCGGUGCUGGUGGCAUUGCCUGGUUAAAUGGGGGGGGAGCAGCAUCCCCAGUCCUUCUGCAGGAGGUGAGGAGCAGUGGGAGGAAGGCUCAGGGAGGUGUGUGAGCCUGGCAGGCUCAGGGAAGAGCCAGUUUCUUUGCAGGAUGGAACUGGCUGAUGGGAUCACAGGCUCGGAACCCGCUAGAACAAAGCACAAACUAAGACCAGCACAUUGCAACCAAAUCCCUGAGGAGGCAGGAUGGUGAGAUAGCCAACAAAGGAUGCUGCUGCUCCCACUGUAAGCCUGGCCACUUGCCUGGUGGGGAAUGUCCUUAUGUACAUCCCGCUUUCCUUUUAGCCUGUAUGGACUGCCUGGGGACCUGGAUGGGGCUAGGUUGAGUUCAGUGCUUUGCCAACAGCUCUUCUUCCUUCCUUGCUGCCAGAGAGGCUACCUCGCUUGUAGUUCUGCACUGGGUGCUGUGCAAAGCUCGGCAGGAGGAAAAGAAGAUGGAGAUCCCUUGUUUGGUCCCUUUGCAGGGACAGCACUGGGAACAGCAAAGCAGCUUGAACUGUGGUAUGUGGGAAGUGAAGGAAGCUAUUGGAAACGGUCCACUGAGCACAAAGACAUCCCCUUGCAUGGGAUGUUUCUUGAAGUUUCUAGGCUGGGGUUCUGUCCUCUUCACACCAGAACACUUCCUACAAGUGCAGCUUUACUGAUGGUAGUAGUGGGGGGGUGUGAGGUAGGUCUGAUGCUUUAGCUAAGCAGGGGCUGGAAUGCUGUUGUGGUUACUUGUAAGAGCAGAGUGAGCAUCAGUACUGAUGAUACUGAUCAGUAGCGAUGAGCCCCAGCUGUGGAAGAUGGUGUUCCAGCUCUGCUAGUGUGCAGGCAUCACAGAAUGACAGAAUGGUUUGGGUUGAAAAGGACCUUAAAGCUCAUCCAGUUCCAACCCCCUGGCGCAGGCAGGGACACCUUCCACUAGAGCAGGUUGCUCCAAGCCCCAUCCAGCCUGGCCUUGAACACUGCCAGGGAUGGGGCAGAGAGGACCAAAGGUUGUAGCAUUAAGAUACUUUACUGGGAUGAAGAAAGCAAGGAGCAGGGCACAUGAAGGCAUCGUUUCCUUCUGUAGCUCAGUCAAGGACAGAUGAAAUGUGCUUUAGUACUCACUGGCUAGUUUCUCCAACACCUCCUGGGCUUAACAGCGCUAGCUGCUGUACUUCCUAGUGCUUUCCUUGCAGAUUAUCCCUGUCCGCAGCUGGAGGGUGGCAUUUUUUGUUCUCCAUGUGACUUAAAGCCCCAAGGUCUGUGUACAGGAUAUGGACUUCUUACUCAUGCACUACUGUUGACUGGAUCAAAGCAUGCCCUGGAAUAGAGCAGACAUCCCAAAAUCCCAGUAUAAAGAUGCCUAUUGAAAUAGAAAUGCUUGUGUGAACAACAAUGCUCAAGCUGCUGGUGAGACCGGGAUCUACGGCUAUUUAAUAUCUUAGUAGAGUUAGAAGAAGGUAGUGGGUAGUUACUGUAUGUUGUGUUAGUGCUUUUGGCAUUUAGAAGCAGCUGCGUAAACUUGGGACACUGUGUGCAUUGUACCUACUGGCCAUGCAGAACGUCUGUCAGGUGAGAAUAUUGGGAAUACUUGGACCAGGAAACAUCACAAUUGUAAUUCUUCCUUCCCUGAGAAGAAAGUCCAAUGGAGAGGCAACAUCCUGAAUCCUGGAGCCUGCCAUGAACACGUGCCUGCCAAGCUGCUUUCAGCAUCUCCCAGAUAUGAUACUGAGCAACUAAAACUUAGAUACAAGAGGAGCCUUCCUGUUCAGGUGGAAGAACUGGUCUUUAAGAGGGAAACCUUUUCCCUGUGGGGCAGGAAAUGAUCAAGUGCAGCCUGGUGGGUACCACAAAUCAGACAGAAUGGUGCUGCGUGUGGGAGCUGUGUGUGAUGGCUUUGCUCUCACCCUGCACACCACUUGCAUAGGCAGCUGUAGUGGCAUCAGUGCAGCACUUUGGCUGUAGUUGUUGGUAUAGGUACGUGAAGCUUGAUUCUUUGUGUUUUGGGGGUCACACGAAUGUAUACACAGCUUGAUCGUGGGGUUUUUUGGGGGUGGGAGAUACAUUUCUAGGAAUGACAAGUAAAACUGACCACAGCAAAAGCAAUUUUGUAUAAGAAGGAAAUGGAAGGUCCCUUUAAUGCUGUCCUCCCAUGUGUGCUGGCUGCAGGUUCUAGGAGCUUAGUUAUGACUCUGGAUCUGUAGAUGGCUGCAGGUGAGAGAAAUGAGUUAGUGCACUAUGUGACAGCAGUUCUCCAAAGACCUCUUGAUGGUUAAAUCAGGUGGGAAGGAAGCAGCUUUCCAAAGGAGCUUUAAAUCAGGUGAGGUGGGACUCUUCUGUCCAUGCUUAGCAGCUGCCUCUGCAAAUCUUAGCACAGUGAAACCACUUUGAGUUUUGCCAAUGUUUUCUGCUCCAACAUAGAGAGCAGCCACGUAGGAGAUUUCAUGCUACUUGGUACCUGGUCCUGAAUGGGGAGAGAUGAAGAAGUUCUUUUAUCUUCAUGCUUCUUGCUCCAUCUUGCUAUAAUGGACCAUAUAGGAAGCAUGGAAUGGGACUGGGGUUGUAUACUACUUCUACAACUAAGUGAGAAGGGGCAAAUGGAUGCCUCUGCCUAGCAAAGGCUGUGGUCCCUGGCCUAUUCCCAUCUCAUCAGCAAGGUGCAGCAGGAGAAACAUGGCCAGGCCCACUUAAGGAGGUGAGUUUGUAGCAGAUGAGGUCGAAGACAGAGUUUCUCAGGGCGGCUUGAGGAUGGAGCCCAGGCAGAGCAUCCACAGUGCUGCCAGAACCCAACUGAGCUGGUUGUCUUCACCCUGUUGUGAAUGGGGGAAAAGGGAGGAGGAUGCUGAAAUGUUUGUAUAGAACUUCAUCCUUAAGGACAGAAGUGCAGGCAUCGCAGCUGCAGGUGGCGGUUGAGCAUAUGAUUUGGGAUCCAAAGCUUGAGGCAUCACUUCACGCUCUGCUACUGAUCUGCUGAAGAAAAACAACUCCAUCUCCACAGGCCUCAGUUUCCUUAUGUUAAACUGUGAGAAAGGCCUUGGACUGAAACCCUCUCCCAGAGGAACCUGUGAGGAAUUACCUGCAUUUGUAUAAUAUGCAGGGCUGGGAGUUGUGCUCCCCAGCGGGUACAAGCCAGCACCAAGGCUGACCCCUUUUCUCUGCCAGAGAUGGACCCAAACCCUUGUGUUCAUCGAGCCCUCACUGUUGAGGGUGAAGGAAGCUCAUCAUUCACAUCACUCCCUCCAUCACCUUAUUCACACCUACCUAAUAGCUGGCAAACUGGAGCUGGUGCCAAAGGAGAGGUUCUGUCUGUCCUAAGCUGGCCUCCUUUCUGGUCAAGGGGUUUUUACUUGGGGUGGGGAGGGGGGCAUAGGAGGAGAAUGGGACACUUCAGUUUAUACCUCAUUUUAGCUGCUGUACCUGAGUUCAUUCUUUCUCCUCUGGUAAAGAAAGUGACUGUACUUACCACCGAGCAAAUAGUGAAAAUUAAAGCUGUUUCACUUCACUGUCACAAUAUCUUUCUUUUAUUUUUUUUUUUUUUACUUUUUUUUCUUAAGAAACGCACACAAAAUCCGUGCAGAGAGUGCUUGAGGCUUGUGUUCUGCUUUAUAUUACCAAAACCAAAUCCUUUCAAUAUAAAAAAGCAUUACAGUAGGGAAUACAGGAUAAAUUAGCUCCACUAUCUAAUAAAAAGAACAUUUACAGGUGGUUUGUUUUUUUUUUUGUGUUU